CUACACCACGGGCGCUCUUUUUCUUAUUUAUUUAUUUAUAUUUCUUUACCUCUGUUUGCGCCAUUUAUUUUUACUUUUUUUUUUUUAAUUUAAUAAUUUAAGUUUUUAAAGUCCCUAUUCUCGGAAAAACCAAACCAUAUCCCUCCCUUCAUUUUCCUUUUAUCGUUUUUUAUUUUUAUUAUUUUCUUCUUCCUUUUUUAAUUGGCAUUGCUUCCCUUUUGAAUUAGGGUUUUCAUUUCCUCUCAUAUCCUCUUUCGUCUUUGAAACCAAAAACCCUAAUCGCCCCCGAUCUCCUCAACUAGCCGUUACCCACCGUUUCCCGCCAAUCCCACUGCUAUCUAAGCCGUUGAUUCGCUGGUUGGUUUUUGAAAAGUAGCCGUUGGAUCCGCCGCUUCGUCAGCCGGUUUUGAGGAAAACAAAAUUUUCACCCUUUGGGCGUUCCCUGAGAGUUUUGACUUGAAAUGUCUGCGGUAGAAGCUGAGAAGAAGGUCGAGGAGGAAAGCAAGGUAGAAAAGGGGGGCGAGCUCUUGUUCUGCGGUGGAACGUCUUGGGAUGUCGUUGGCCGGCGCAAAGGACCCGUCGAAGGCAACUUGGUCUCUCCCACUAGGCUUCGCCCCCUUGUCGGCAUCGACAUUCGAUUUGUCGCCUCUGGUUGCGCGUCUUGUCAUUGUGUGGCAUUGGAUGUCGAAGGACGUUGCUAUACGUGGGGACGUAAUGAGAAGGGGCAGCUGGGACAUGGAGAUAAAAUUCAGCGUGAUAGGCCAACUGUAGUAUCCGAGCUUUCAAAGUACAAGGUUGUUAGAGCUGGAGCAGGUAGGAGUCAUACGGUUGUGGUUACGGAAGAUGGUCACUCCCUGUCGUUUGGCUGGAAUAAACAUGGACAGCUGGGCUCAGGAUCUGUUAGAAAUGAAAUUGAGUCCUCUCCUGUUCGUUGUCUUGUGUCUAAUGUAAAAAAUACCGUUUGUGGGGGUGACUUUACCGUGUGGUUAUCUUCUGUUGAAGGAGCUACUAUACUGACUGCAGGUCUUCCACAGUAUGGACAACUUGGGCAUGGAACUGACAAUGAGUACAAUACUAAGGACAGCUCAGUGAGGCUUGCUUAUGAAGCUCAACCUCGACCCAGAGCAAUAGCUACUCUUGCUGGGGAAACCAUUACAAAAGUUGCAUGUGGAACAAACCAUACAGUUGCUGCAGAUUCAAAUGGCUAUGUUUACACGUGGGGCUUUGGCGGCUAUGGAAGGCUUGGACAUAGGGAGCAAAAGGAUGAGUGGGUCCCCCGUCGUGUUGAUGUGUUCCAGAGGAACAAUGUUCUACCACCUGAUGCUGUGAUAUCAGCUGGUUCUGUUAGCUCUGCGUGUACUGCAGGUGGAGGGCAAUUAUAUAUGUGGGGCAAAAUAAAGAACACCGGUGAUGACUGGAUGUACCCUAAACCUCUAAUGGAUUUAAGUGGCUGGAAUUUACGUUGCAUGGAUUCUGGCAGUAUGCACCAUUUUGUUGGUGCUGAUAACUCAUGCAUAAGCUGGGGUCACGCUCAAUAUGGGGAGCUGGGAUAUGGACCCAAUGGACAGAAGUCUUCUGCAGUACCCAAAAAGGUGGAUAUUCUUGAGGGUAUGCAUGUUAUCAAUGUUGCAUGUGGAAUGGCCCAUUCUAUGGUAAUUGUUGAUAGAACAAACGUUUCUGACCGUCUUGACCAGCUUGAUAUUUAUGAUGGAAAAGCUGCUGGUGAAGGGAGUGAAGAACCUGAGAACAAGGUGCCGGUUGCUAAGCAAACUUCAAAGAAAGGUGCAGCGAAAGCUUCAGAUAAUUCUAAGAAGAGGAAGAAGUCCAAAAAUUCAUCGGACUUGGAGGAUGAGGAGGAUAGCGAGGGUGAUGAUGAUGAGAAUGACUAUAGUGAUAAUAGUGAUGAGCUGGUGAAUGGGCAGACUGAACAAAAAAACAAAAAAGGUGGGAAGGUUUCUGGGGGUCGGGUUAAGGGCGCUCAGAAAGCAUCAACAGGGGGUAAAGGUUCUGGACGCGGGCGAGGACGCCCUCCUUCGGCAAAUAAGAGCUCACAACCCACUCAGGCCAAAACUGGUAAAAGAGGACGGCCACGGAAGUCAUAAGUAAACUAUUAUUGGUUUUUUCUACAAUCGGGAUUUGCCUAUCAUGUAUUGUUGUGUAUAAGAACAGAAUGGGUCAGGCUAUUUUGGAAGAUUUGGGCUAAGCACGUAAUUGGGCUAGUUGAUUUAAUUGCGUUCCACGAAAGAAGUGAAAAAGUGGUGCAUGGAUUUGGAGGGGCAUGGAGAUAGAGCUUGAGGUUGAGGUAAAGACAUAGAAUUCUGUCGUCGUAGUAGGGACCACUAAAAGCACUCAUGUUUGCUUGUAAGGUAGAGGAAAGUCAUGCGCCAGCAUCAGUAGCUUUCAACGUGUUACUGACCUCACUCCAAACAAGCUUCAAAGUUUCGAAGUGUCAAGCUUCUUGCAAUGAAUUCAAGCUAAGACGAUCUGAUGAUCCCAUGCAACCAAACGGGCCCUAUCUCUUUUAUAAUCAUCACAACUUUUAUGUCCAGAUAAGAUGAAACAUAUUAUGAAUUGUCCUGCCAAUAGUCAUGGUGGAGAGCAACGCUGCAUAAACUUUUUUCUUGCACUUGAAAUUAUGCUGCAAAAAAAAUCUUCCUCAUUUUUUGCCAACUAAGAUGGGAUUCAUAAAGAAAAUUAAGAAUAAAAAAUUAGCUUUCCAUAGGUUGCUUAAUAGCAAUCUACUUAUUUUAAAAUAAGUCCAAAUUUUUACCUUUUUUUGAAGUGUCCUUAUCGCCUACACAAAAAGUUUAAAAAAUAAAACUAAGAUAAGGAAAAGAAAGAAAGAGUGGCUGCUUGUAUCAUCUAUUGGUCCAUGCGAACGAAGAUAUAAUUUUGUAAUUGCAUAAUUUCGUAAAGAGUCAAAAUCGAUAUACCAGACUUUUU
Ziziphus jujuba (common jujube) is the source of this 2943-nucleotide messenger RNA. RefSeq lists its product as uncharacterized. The transcript has 17 exons. Bases 462 to 2102 code for a protein of 546 amino acids. Lineage: Eukaryota; Viridiplantae; Streptophyta; Magnoliopsida; Rosales; Rhamnaceae. The record is from RefSeq and is a predicted model, not a curated record.